Molecule: messenger RNA, 550 nt
Organism: Colletotrichum navitas
Lineage: Eukaryota; Fungi; Ascomycota; Sordariomycetes; Glomerellales; Glomerellaceae
Exons: 2
Coding region: 148-471 (107 amino acids)
Source: RefSeq, a predicted model, not a curated record
AAGAAGUGCAGUCCUCUUCGCAAUCAUGUGUCAUCUCAGAUCUGUCAGCUCAUUUUUAUCAGCCUCAGCGUUUUGUCUUCAAGUGUGCUGGUUACACACUCAUUUUACCUUCUUUCUUUUGAUACCCCGUUCUUGCAUACAGCUAUAAUGCACGCCUCCACGGUCCUUUUCGCCCCUCUGGCUCUUCUGGCCGGCCUGGUUGCCGCCCGCCCCGCGGAUUCUGACCUCCCUGCCACUGGCCUUCGCUGCUGCAAUGGCGGCACAACUGAUGAUUCCGGGUUCUGCCUAGGCCUCGGCCUAAACUCUUUCUGCUGCAGCGGCUUUGAUGCUGGCCGGAAGGGCGGAUGUGACUCUAUACCCGAGUUCCCAACAGGACGUGACAUUCGAAACUUCGUCCCCAGCAACACCGGUUGCGAAGUUCCAGGCAUCAAGGUGUCUGGCACCUUACCUGGCUUUAUUGGAUGUGCCUAAGAGCAUGCGCCUAGGUUACGUUGAAUGUGUUACUGUUGGUCUCACCAGGUUAUUAGUGAUACGGUUAACCGUACGUAUC